AUGGAAACACGAUCUGCCGCUGCCAAGAGGAAGAAGCUUUUCUUCUGCAAAGGAAAUGAAUUCAUUCCCGAUCACCACAACAUUGAUCGCAUUAGCGAACUCCCCGACGCCGUUCUCCACCACAUCCUCUUCCUCCUCCCCAUCAAAACCGUCGCGCAGACCAGCGUCUUGUCAAAAAGGUGGCGUUCUCUCUGGUCCUCCUUCCCGGACCUCGACUUCACAACCUUAACACCAUUUCCGACACCAUGCUCCUCAUCCAAGUCACAUUCUCUGAAUUGCAAAGAGUCCGACUUUAUCACUCAGGUCCUCAACAACCGAGACAAGCACUCCGAUAUUCGGAUCCUCCGGUUUCGAGCUCGGCUGAGCUUCUCUCGUCUCAAUGGCCUGAUCCGGCUUGCAAUCAGGCACAAGGUGCAGGUGCUCGACGUGGAGGUUUUCACAGAGGAUUACUUCAACUUCCCUAGAUGUGUCCUCGCCAGUGAUUCUCUUAGGGUUUUCAAAUUGAAGUCCAGGAGACCUGGUUUUCGGCUACCUCCUUCUUCUGUAAUGACUAGUGGUUUUCGAUCUCUUCAGUCUUUGUCGCUUUCCCGGAUCAGUCUCUGCAACCAGCCCUCUCUCUCCGAUAUGUUCGCGGAGUCCUCUUUCCUUCUUCUCAAGAAAUUGAGCCUCGACACGUGUUUUGGGUUGAAGCGUCUUAGGGUUGGGUGCCGUGUGCUGCAAGAUUUAACCCUAGAGAACUGUUUUGAGCUGCAAGGGCUGGAUGUUUUGGGUUCGAAAUUAGAAAGGUUGCGGAUUGCGAAAUGUUUCGAUGGGUACAUUGAGAAGAGUUGGGUGAAGAUCGAUGCGCCGAGGCUUGUAGUGGCUUUGUGGGAACACAAUGGUCUCAGUGAUAAUAUAUGCAUAGAGAAUUUGAGUUACUUGCAUAAGGCCUCUAUUGGUUUGCUCCAUGAAGAUAUUAGUGUCACAAAGCUUCACAGUGUUUUCAAUCUUUUUUCGGCCCUCUCUCUUGCACAUUACUUGACACUUGAAAGCAAUUGUAUUGAGAUUCUAUCAAACAACAAUUAUUUUGCAGUUUAUUUGCAUCAAUUUAGCAAUCUGAAAUCUCUAGAGUUGCACACGGGUUUCAAGAAGAACAAUGUCCCUGGAUUAGCAUCCAUAUUCAAGAGCUGUCCUAUGUUGCACACUCUAAUACUAAACAUUAUUAACGAUUUCAAAACCGAAAGGAGGCAAUGGAACAAGGAUUUGUGGGAAAUGUCUAACUCAGAGGAAGAGAAAUACUGGGAAUCUCAAACUCAAAACUUGAGGUCAUUCUUGCAUCACCUGAAGAUAGUGAAGAUUCAUGGGUUCUUAGAGUGUGAGAAUGAAGUGAGCUUGGCAAAGUUCUUGCUCAAGCAUGGAAAGGCCUUGGAAGAAAUAUUUUUGUCUACCGGGCACUGCAAAGCCAGACACUCUCUUCAGAGAGAAAAGAUUAGGUCACAGAUGAUGGGAUUUUCUUGGGCGUCUUCAAAUGCUAAAAUUACAUUUAACUGA
Messenger RNA from Argentina anserina (silverweed cinquefoil), 1530 nucleotides. RefSeq names its product putative F-box/FBD/LRR-repeat protein At4g03220. The transcript is spliced from 3 exons. The record is from RefSeq and is a predicted model, not a curated record. The coding region runs from base 1 to 1530 and encodes 509 amino acids. Gene Ontology annotation, molecular function: protein binding. Lineage: Eukaryota; Viridiplantae; Streptophyta; Magnoliopsida; Rosales; Rosaceae.